Messenger RNA from Botrytis fragariae, 1116 nucleotides. RefSeq lists its product as uncharacterized. The record is from RefSeq and is a predicted model, not a curated record. The transcript has 6 exons. NCBI's taxonomy places the organism in Eukaryota, Fungi, Ascomycota, Leotiomycetes, Helotiales, Sclerotiniaceae. The coding region runs from base 1 to 1116 and encodes 371 amino acids.
AUGCCCUUUUCUGGACAAAAGAUGGAGAAAACGAAUCUUUCCAAUAUUUUCAAAAUUUCAGCCGCCACUGAUGGCGUUCCUAAUAUGAAAGCCUUAGAGAUGAGCUCAUUACUCGGAAUUAGUGCUUCUAUCACAAACAAAUCGAAGACUAGACUUGUGGUAACAUUUCAAUUCCAUACAGCACAGACUUUGGACUUCGUGGAAAGUGGUGCGGCGCAAAUGUUGUUUUCGAAUCUGAAGAUUGAUGACAGAAUCUUCUUCCCGUUGGAUCCCACGAACGACAAUCUCAUGAUAUCAAAGAAGUCGACUUGUCUCGAAAACCACCAUAACAAGAUUACACUACCUGGGGAUCUUCGGAUGAGGCUCAGAAUCCGAGCCAUGGAUAAUGCGGUCUCCAGAAGGGUGCCAGCGUCAGAGAGAAACCGGAGACUAUAUCGACAUUCUCCCGCUCAAAAUAUUUACCUUAUUCUCAAAACUUCCCGUGGAACUCAGAGUCAAGAUAUGGCACAUGUCCUUUUUGGAAGAACGAUUGUGGUUGAUGAGUACCGCAAAACGAUAGAAGGGGGAAAGUCGGACAGAAGUGAAGCGAAAUUAUAUCAUUCAAGAGAAUACUACUGCUACUAUCCGUGCUCGGGAGGAGUACGAUUGCAGAUAUCUCACGAACCUUGUUCUUCCGGAGAACACUUCCGACCAAGUUUUGGUAUAUAUUAUCAUCCGAGAAUUGAUGAGCUAUCGAUACUUUCCCCUAGCGUCUUCAAGAAUGCGAUCCUUUUGUGUCUACCAGUUUUUGGCUUUCAGCUUUCUCAAUUUCGAUACAUGCAGACUCUAGUAAUUCGUGCGGCACACCUGAGUGCCAGGGACAUCGCUUCUUUGAACAACCAUUCGCGCGGCAGACAGCAUUUCUGUUACAGGAGCUAUGAAUGUUUCAGUCAAACCCGGGAAGUAAUGACGUACCCGAGUAAAUCUGUCAUAUCUACCGAAGAUAAUCUGUUCUGUACUGAGCUGGGUAGAAGGCAAAGCUUGGAGGUUCUCAACGGAAUGUUUAACAAAGCCUGUCAACUUGGAAAGAACGGUGUUCAAGCUCCAAGGAUCACGAUCUGCCUUGAAGAUUUUUAA